ACACCAAUGCUAAAGCUAAUAAAUGCCUCAAAAGAGCUGUUAUAAUCUGGCCACGAGUCUUCAUCUCAUCCCAUGUCUCCCAUGCCUGUAACGUUACUACACAGAAGCAAAAAUAUCUCAUCAAUACGCCUGAUGCCCGCCGUUUUGCCGUUUUGCCACUUCAAAUUGGGCCUUUUAGUAUAAAAGCCUAAUUGCCUCGUGCUUUGGAGGUAAUCUGGGCUGAAAUGGCUCUCUUGAUGCGGACCCUCGUCGCUUUCAUCAUAUUAUUAUUGACUUUGACUGUAUCAGCAUCGGCUCGUCCGAGUCAUUGCAAGCACCCCGCGGUUAGAAAAGAAUGGCGCGCUCUCUCGUCACGAGAAAGGGCAGAAUGGAUCGCUGCUGUCAAUUGUCUGGCAACCCUACCUCAUGAUGAAUCCUUGACUCCUAUGGUUAGGCCAGGCGAUAUAGUUGGCGUGAAUGCUUCUAGUUCAUACUACGAUGACAUCGUAUAUAUGCACAUGGAUAUGAACCACAAGAUUCAUUUCACUGGUUUGUUCUUGCCGUGGUAUCGAUGGUAUGUUCAAAAGUACGAGAACGCUCUCAAAGACAAAUGCGGUUACAAGGGAACCUCUCCCUACUGGAAUUGGGCCGCCGAUUCCAACAACGUAAAAAUGUCCACCAUCUUUGACCUUGACCCAAAAAGCGGACUUGGUGGAUGGGGUCUUCCAUCUCAGGACGUCCACGUUCAAGAUGGUGGCUUCGGGGUCUAUACUACCUUCCGACUAUCGUAUCCAUCCUACCAUCCUUUACGACGAAAUUUUACGAUACGGCCAUUCGUAGGGCUACCUCUGGAAUUUUUCCCCGACCAAGAGCUCUUGGCCAAUAGCAGUUUUACACCGGAAGUGGUCCGUGAUCUAGUAUACGGAUACGUGGGUGACUUCAAAGGGUUUCAAACAAAAUUCGAGUUCUUCACAGGAGCACACGGGAGUGUACAUGAGAUUUUUGGCGGUGACCUCGGAGGCAUCUGUCCAUCAGAUUCCACCAUUUGUCAACCCGGUCCAACAUUUUCUGCGAAUGAACCGAUAUUUUGGCUACAUCAUGCGAUGGUUGACAAAGUUUGGUACGAUUGGCAGAACGCGAAUGAGCUCAAUGCACGAGCAUUUGAAGGUGGAAGUGUUCAGAUGAUUGACAAUAUUACAGUGUAUAAAGAAUAUUCCAACGGUGGUCCUCCGAACCUUCAUAUGGAUUCGGUCACCACUGGUGAAGGCCUGUUUGAUGAGUUUAUCAUACGUGAUGUUAUCAGCACCACUGACGGAAUUUUAUGUUAUUCAUACGAAUAACUCUGGCUCUCGUACUAUUGAAUAUAAAUUCCAAGAACUUUGAAAUUUGGGAUAAUCUAGCGCACCAGAAGCGUCUGGAGGCCUCGUAGUGUAUGACGAGUCCUCCCACCGCAGAGACUAGAGCGGGACCAGGGCGUUAGCGGUAAUCAAAUCUUGAAGUCAUUACGGGCCGUGUGCACUGCAUUAUAAUGGUGUGACAGUUUAGCGCCCCUUC
Desarmillaria tabescens is the source of this 1533-nucleotide messenger RNA. Its product is annotated as Di-copper centre-containing protein. The transcript has 10 exons. Gene Ontology annotation, molecular function: oxidoreductase activity. NCBI's taxonomy places the organism in Eukaryota, Fungi, Basidiomycota, Agaricomycetes, Agaricales, Physalacriaceae. Bases 225 to 1319 code for a protein of 364 amino acids. The record is from RefSeq and is a predicted model, not a curated record.